AUGUUGUGGUACCUGCCAUGGUCUGAAAGCAUCAAGAAAAGAGCCUGCAGAUAUUUACUUCAACGCUACUUGGGUAAUUUUCUUGAAGAAAAACUCACUUUAGCACAGCUGAGUGUCGAUCUUUACAAUGGAACUGGUACCGUUUCAGACGUUAGCCUUGACUGCGAGGCUCUUAAUGAAUUGGGAGACUCUCAAAACUGGCCACUUGAAAUAGUGGAUGGGCACGUGAGAGAGAUCACAGUGACUGUCCCUUGGUCUACUAUACUUAAAGAUGAUUCCAUUGUGGAAAUUAAUGGCCUCUUACUUACAGUGCAGCCAAAAGUGCGAGCUGAGCCAGUAUCAUCCAUGUUGGAAUCUAUGUGGUCUUCUAUGUCCUCUUCCAUGCAAUUAGCAGCAGAAUGUCUACAAGAAGAAUCUGGUCCUCAAGAAUCAAAUCCUGUUGAAGGCAUUGAAAUGUUUGCACAUGCUAUAGAUUCAAUUUUAAGCAGAGUGAAAGUAAAAUUUGUUAACACAAAAUUAAGAAUAGAACAUGUCCCUAAAAAUGGAGACCAUGGCAUUGCUUUAGAAGUUCACAUCAAACAUAUUGAUUAUUUUGACGAAGCAGGAUCUGAACCAUUGCCAGAAGUAACAGAUCCUGAAAAAACAAAAACAUACAUCGUUGCUACAUAUACUAACAAAAAAAUCCAAUUUAAUGGUGUCACAUUUUAUAUGGAUGAAUUCCCUUCAAAACUCCGUACUAUGGCACCUAGUUUAAUUAUGGAAAAAUCUACAUCAGCAUCUACUCAAGCUGAUAAAUCCGAAGCAAACUCAGUAGAGUCGCCAGAUUCAAAUUAUCAAAGUACUAUGUCAGAUAUUUUUUAUGAAACAAGAAGUGUUAUUUCAACAAUAGAUUCGGAUCCUAUUAAAGAGAUAAUUGAAGAAAGGCAUACUGAAUCAACACGAGAAAGUACCCCAGAAGAGAAAACUAGUCAUCCUGAUCCUAUAUUAUUUGCAAAGUUAACUGGCCAGCAAGAACUGGCUUUAAAAUUAAAACAUUCAGAAGAAGUUGAGGGUCCCAAAGUGGAGGUGAAGAUAUUACUAGGAUCCUUCCUUAUAUUUUUUACUCCAAGACAAUUACAUACCUUGCUUGAACUUGUUGAUGCAUUAAACCAACCACAUUUAGAAGAUACAAGUAAUAUACCAGUUCGACCAACUGGCAUCCAACAAUGCAAACCAAUGAAACAGGCAGAUUUUCAAUUAAUAGAGGCACAGUUGCUCGGAAACUUAGAAAAGCAACAUUCCAAACCUCCGGGCAUGUACGGCUGGUCUGGACCUAGCUUUGAGGACAGCGAUGCAGAGAGCGACAAGUUCCUACCGAUGACGUCGCAGGGCAACCAGAUGACGGAGAGCUUCACCUCUUCAGUCAGCUCCAUGACCACCAGCAUGAUGUCCAGCUUCAACAUACCUAGCAGCCAGCCGAGGGUCAAACGGAAUAAGAAAGUACCACACAUUGAUGGAGACCCUACAGCUGAAGCCUCCCAUAUCAGUCUGAGGAUAGCAUCAUUCUCUUGCGUGCUUCUGCAUAAGGAUAUUUUAAUUCCUACGCCCUUGUCGACGGAUUGCAUCGCCCCCUCUUCAGCUACAAAGUUACAACACAUCUCUACAGAAUUCUUCAACCGUAUAGAAACAUUUAGUAAAUUUGACGAAAAGAGGGACUUGACUACAAUCAAUGACGCUUUAGAUACAGCGACCGAUAUAGACCAUUUAAGAGUGUUAACAUCGGAAAUAAGCUUGGAUGGCAGUGAGAAAGUAACGACACACGGGAGCCAGACCAUGUGCGAGGCGGCCGUCAAGUACGCGCUCGUCAGGGAGUGUCUCUACGUGCAGGAGGAAGAUACGGACGACGUUAAACCGCAAAAGUUUGAUUUGAUAUGGUUUGAUAAUAAAGAUGAAGAAGAAAGUGCAAGUGUGACAUCUAAAUCAAAUUUACGGAUUAAUUUCAAACAAACAUCAAAGUAUAUGCGAGUAUCCGGUGAAAAGAAAUUAGUUUAUCCUACAACAGAUAUAGUGUUAAAAUGCACUCCAUUCACGAUAGACGUGGAGUUGACUCUGUUAGAGCGUAUGUCGGCGACUUUCUUCGGCGGUGGAAGUAGGAGCGGCCCCAACUCGCCACCCGGACAGAACCAACUUAAUGUGACCUUGCAGUGUCCUGAUGUCAAUAUUAUACUCAGAUUCCCAGUGGCGGACCUGCGCGCGCACGCGCCCCGCGCCGCGCGCCGCGUGCGCGCCGACCACCUGGUGUUCAAGCUGUGCAACGCGCUGGCGGGCGUGCAGCAGGCGGCCAGCGCGCGACCGCAGCCCACCACGCUCACUAUCAAGAGCACUACGUUGGACUUGUACUAUCAUGAAAAUGAACAUUUGCCUGCUACCCACAUAGCACAGACGACAAUGGAUGACACUUCAUUUGGAGCAGACAUCCUUAAAGGCAACACGACGUCUCCUUUACCCAUGAUAUCCAUAACUUUCCAACCGAAAGAUUCAAGCAAGGGUCCCUUCGACUCCCUCCACGAAGAGUUGAACUUCGAACCCAAAGCACCGAACCCCAUGACAACGUCUAUGUACAUUAUGGACAAUCUACGCAGCGCUCUACCCAGUCCUUUUAGUGGGAAAAAGAUGGCGCAUCAGAGUAUAAGCAAACACGAAAACAAUCAACAAGGUCAAGAAGAAGAAAUAAUAGUCCCAGGAACUGAGGAAGAGAUGGCAGAGUUCACAAACAGCUCUGUAGAGAAUUCUGCCAUACAUCUCGAAUUCAAUCUUCCCAUACUUAGCUUACAGCUUGAAUCUAAACAGCUAUACGAGAUAAUUUACAAUCGUAUUAACUCGGACCUCUUGCUAUGGGAACCGCAACUGCAUCAAUUCGACAUCAACCCUCACAUAUCUUCCCCCAUAUACCCUUCCUUUGGACUUUGCAAAGGGAUGGGAGAUGACUCUGACUCUGAAACUUCAUCUUCUGAAGAAGAAAAUUUAUAUUACUCCACAUACGAUAAUAAAUUGAAAAAAGGUAUCGGAAAUACACGACCCUUGCCAGAGAAUAAGGAGAGUGAGAUGCAUAACUUCUGUCUCACUCUCAAAGUGGGUAAAGGGCUGAUGACCAUCUAUGCACCAGUGAGAGAUAGUAACAAGCGUGUAGUGCCAGGACAGAUGGGAGAGCUUGUGUUGGAAGCCAACAAGCUGUCUAUGUGUCAAGUGAGCGGUCUCAACGGCCGGGCAAAGACCGCGCAACUGUGUCUGCGUGCGGGAAAAGCCACCUUGUAUCAUGAACCUCUAUUAACAAUACCAUCAGAAAAACCUAAUCUUAGACUGUAUGGAACAACUUUGCCGAUGCAUCUGAAGAGUACAAUAUAUCCAUCCGGCAAGGGCAUGGUGAUAAAGGCUCGGUUACCGAAGAAAGAUAUGUUCACAAUGGCGCUUAAAACUGAGCCGGACACGGAAACACCUAAUUUGAAGACAAUCUGCAUAGCGCUGGGCAUAGAGCAGGCGACGCUGCGCCACCGCGGCGACGCGGGCGUGGCGUGGCUCGGACAGCUCAUGGACGUGCUGGACGUGCUGGACUACCCCGUGCCCGGCUACACGCCCACGCCCGUGCUCUCCGAGCUGCACGUCCACGUGUGGGACUGCGCCGUGGACUACCGACCAUUAUAUCUGCCAAUACGAACGGUAGUUACUUUGGGAAACUUUAGUGUAUCCAGCAAUUUGAUCCCAGAAACAAACACGUCGUAUCUUCGUUUCUUAGCGCAAGAGUGCUCUCUCUUCCUCUUUUACCUGACUGGGGCUAAAGCGAACGCGGCCGUGCCCCAAGACGAUGAUAAAACACCAGACAUAAAUAAGGACUAUGUUUGUGUAGUUGAUGUGGGGCUGUUCGAACUGUCAUUACGAAUGGAAGAUAAAAACAAUAGUUCAAACGACCAGCCCCAGGUGGACCUGACAGCGUCUAACAACAUGGUCAAUUUGUACACAUGUUGGGACUCCGCCUCGGCUCUUUGCAGGCUGGUCACCUAUGUCGCCUCAGACGGGGACUCGCAGCCUCCCUUCAACAGAUCGCGACAAACUAGCAUAUGUUCUGAUCAACCCUUGGAACCUUUAGUUGGGUUGGAAGAUCGACCUUUAAUAGAAGAAAUAAGAGAGUUAUCGCCGAGUGAAAUUCAGCAGGUGAACGAUUUAAUGGCCGAAGCUAUGAAAGAAAGCCCCAAUAACACAAUGGAAGAAGACGAACUAAACAGCUCAACAGAGAAAGAUGGUGUAGAGGUAUUCUUCUUCCCAGACGAAUCCAAUAUGAAGCAAAAGCAACCUUCGGAUACCAUAGACACUGACGCCGAACCUAAAUCCAUAGAGUAUGAGGAGUUUCCAAUAAUUCAAACUGAAGAAGUGCAAGACAUUAAACCAACAAAUUCCCAAGUGGCUAAAGACCUCGGUGACCCGACUACUACUCCGAAAUCUACUCCACGCAAGUCUAAACGGAAAAAGGUAAAGUCAACGGGCGAAGGCAGCAACACAGACGACGAGUACUGCAUAGUGGAGGAGCAGCCCUACGCGCAGGACAACGAGAUGGACGAGCCCGCCGUGACCUGGCUCAACGGCCCCGUCUACAUGGUGGACAACCACUUCACGCUGCCCGCUGCACGCUCCGACGUGCUCAAGGCUCCUAAGAGCUUCCCUCUGCCGGUGCUUAGAUAUACUUUAUGUGAAAUGAGUCUAACGUGGAACAUGUAUGGGGGAAGUGACUUCCGACAGCCAAACGACUCUGCCAUUACAAAGAAGACCGUCACAAUUGAUGAUUCAAGGAAACAGGGGUCACCUACAAUAUCCAACCGCAGCAAGGAGUACGAGCCGUACGAGACGGGGCGCGGCCUCCGCGCGGGCGUGGCGUGGGCCGCCGGCGCCGAGCGCGUGCGCGCGCCCGCCGCGCCCGCCGCGCCCGCCGCGCCCGCCUCGCCGCGCCGCGACCACCACACCUGCGUCAAGCUGUGUCUCACCAAGGUAAAGUUCCAACACGAGGUGUACCCGGCGGGCGGCACGCAGGCGUCGCGCCAGACGCUGGCCGUGGCCAAGGUGGAGGUGCUGGACCGCCUCGUGUGCAGCGAC
This is a messenger RNA of Brenthis ino (lesser marbled fritillary), 5121 nucleotides long. The record is from the annotation of a GenBank genome assembly. Lineage: Eukaryota; Metazoa; Arthropoda; Insecta; Lepidoptera; Nymphalidae.